Octopus sinensis (East Asian common octopus) is the source of this 11119-nucleotide messenger RNA. RefSeq names its product titin. The record is from RefSeq and is a predicted model, not a curated record. Gene Ontology annotation, cellular component: nucleus; chromosome. Gene Ontology annotation, biological process: regulation of transcription by RNA polymerase II. Bases 820 to 9984 code for a protein of 3054 amino acids. The transcript has 3 exons. Gene Ontology annotation, molecular function: DNA-binding transcription factor activity, RNA polymerase II-specific; chromatin insulator sequence binding; RNA polymerase II cis-regulatory region sequence-specific DNA binding. Lineage: Eukaryota; Metazoa; Mollusca; Cephalopoda; Octopoda; Octopodidae.
UUCCCCAAUAUAAUAAUUUAUCAGAUUGUAUCUUUAUAUAAAUUAUAUUCCAGGAAACUGAUUCUAUUUUCAUCGAAGAUCUGUUUAUGAUGUGUUGUAACGAUUUUCACACUAUAAGGAACUUAUUUAAAAUAUUCUGAUUAUGUGUCUUUAUCACGAGGCUCUUAAAAUUCCACGUUUUUGCUCAGCCCAGACCUGUCUGUGGUGGUGGUACGCUGCUGCCGCCGCCACCACAUCUGCACCUACCCAUGAUCAUAAUAAUGUUUGUGAACAGCUUCAAACUAUAUUAAAUUCAGUCUUAGCUGUCUCGUCUACGUGUUUGCUGGCUGUCAUCUAUUUCUUCAAUUUUCUAUCAUCUUUAUGGACGAGAAAGUUGUUGGUGCUCAAAAACAUUAACGGAAGUUGUCAUAUAUGUAUAUCCUGUUAGAAAUUAAUCUUAGUACCUCUUCCCGCCAAGAAUUGGUGGGGGCCCACCUACCUAUAUGCUAAUUGUUAAAUAACUUCUUCAUCACAGAACAAGGAUAAUAUAGUGAAUCUUUUUAUUAUUAUUAUUAUUGAGAAAAACAAAGACUUUAAAAGAUUAAGUCCAGUUACCCUGUUAAAUGCAAUAUCACUACUUACUGUUUACAUUUGUGAAUUAAUUCAAAACUAAUGAUUUGAAAUAUCAAAUAAUAACAAUCAGCAAGAAAUAGCGUUAAACGCCUUCUGUAAUAUGUAGUAUUGAGAGUUAAGCAAUUGCUAUACAUGGAAAAUAGUGACUUAACAGGGAAAGCUGGCCAUAAAAAAUAACGGAUUCUCUUUGAAAAUAUUUUUUAUAAAAUGGAAAUAUCUGGAAACAACCUUCCUCAGUCAAUAAAUCCAGAUACAAUUCAAACUCAAGAUGGUAGUAUUCAAAUUCCAUCAACCCAUGUUGGAUCACUCACAUCUGAAUCUCAUGCAGUAACUGAUGUGGAUAUCAUUUCUGGGACCUCUCUUAGUUCUGUUCCUGGUGCCAUAGUUACAUCGGCUGGUGUUCAGCAAACGCAAACUGUUCUUGUCUCACCAGAGUUAUUCACUACAUUACCCCAAGUGCAGCCAACGUCAGAAGGUAUAGAAACGACUGAAGUUACUAGUACCACACUUGGUGGAGUUACUUAUGCUUUUAUCAAAGGUUUGGAUAGUAGUCUUGGUAGUCAGGCAACAUGUAUCACUACACCAAAAUCCAUACUCACAGGACAGUCUGGUGGUAUGGAUGUAGAGUUGAUCCCUGUAGAUAAUGUAGCCCUUCAAGUGAUGGCUGUUGAAACUAAAUCUAAUGAUAAAGAAAAAGACCAAGAUAAAGAUGAUGGCUCAUCCAUCAAACACCAAAUGAUACAGCAUGCUGUUCUUGUUCAAGAUCCUAAUAGUCAAAUCUCUUCUCUGACUGGCAAAGAUACAGAGUUUAUGACCACUUCUGGUAAUGUUAGUUUAUCUGUAAACAACACCUAUGUUUGCGAAGAUGGUAGUACACUUGAUAGCACACCAAUACAAAUAACUUCAAAAGAUUCAAAGAUGGAAGAGAAAAAUCCUGCUUUAGAAGCAGCCAUUCAAGAAACUUACUUUCAACUGGACCAUAACAUGCUAAAAUCUAGUGGUGUUGACCUGAAUAAAGCAACAUUGCAAGCAUCUGCUGAUGGUGCACAGUUCUUUGUCAUUGACUUGAGUGAAACUGAAGUUCAGAAUUCCAUUCCAAUGGAAAUAGAAACUGAACAAAUAAUCAAGGAGGAAACUGUAAGUAUCGAUUCAUCAGCAAUGAAUAUUGACUCAAAUAAUGAUGAGACCAAUGAAGUGCCUACUGAGUCAUCACCUUAUUAUGUUGUUCAGCAUGUGACAAAAACGGAUUCAGAUCAACCAGAAAAGUAUUUUCCAAUUAAGCAGUUACCAGCAGAUUUAAAAGGCUUGGUGUCUCUUUCUCCUGAUAUUAAGUCUAAAGAAACACCAGUAGCUAUUUCCUUGCAAAAAGAUUUGGAGACAAUGCAAAAAUCAGUGGCAAAAGAAGGAGAUGUGCUUUCAGUUGACCCAAAAGCUUCUAGUAAUGAAUUGCUUAUCACCAAUAUCCAAGGGGGACAUGAGGUAAUAAUGGUUGAUAUUGGUAGUGCAGCAUCUAUUGUUACUGAGACAAUAAAAACCUCUACUGAUGCAGACCUUGAGGGAACCGAGCAAAAAGACAAUAAUCAACAAUAUGUAUUUGAUGUUGUUGGUUCCGAAGAACAGUCAGCAGGCAAUUUAUUAACAGCUAAAUCUGGCUCUACUCUUUUGACAACCACUUCAACUGUGACCAGUACUCUUGGAUCAACAACCACAACAUCCAUUAAUACACAGGCUGCUUCCAAAUUUAGAGAUGCUGGUCAGCAAACUGAGAAAUCUCGGCAAGCAGCUGAACAAAAACAAUCUGUACUAUCAGCAACAUUGCCGCCAAAGCAGACUGUAGUCUCACAAGCUGUAUCUCAAGCUAAGCAAGUUCAGGUUCAGUCUACAUCUCCUUCAAAUCCAGUUGUAUCUUCUCAGCAUGUUCAGCUUAUUAAUAAACAAGCUGGACAGUCUACAUCCGCUUCUACACCAUCUACAAUUAACACCUCUAAACAGAUGCAGGUAACAUCUCAAUUGCCAACAAAACAGACAUUUGUAUUUGCUCCAAAACCAGCUCAGGUGGCACAAACCUCAUUACUGAAACAGGCACAAACAACUCAGCAAACUUUGCUUAAACAACCAGUAACAAGUGCAUCUUUGCCGAAAUUGGACCAAUCCCAGCAAAGUACAGUUUCUAAGUUGGUUACAACACAGCCAAUCACUUAUACUCAGGCUAAACAAUCUUCUCAGCUCCAGUCAGCAGUUACUCCUUCUAAACUUGUACCUUCCAAAGUAUCACUAAUAUCUGCACCUAGACCAUCGACUGUAAGUCCACAGACAAUAACAAUAAAACAGCCACAAGCUCAACAGGUUUCUUUGCAACAGAUGGCUUCGAUGUCUAAAACAGGGCAGUCCUUACUUCAGCCGUCACAAGAAGCUCAAGUACAAUCGUCUGUAAAGACCACGCCUGUGCAGUUGAAGCAAACAGUUACUCAGCCAAUAACACUUCCACAAUCUAAACAAAUUGUACUACAAUCAUCCACCACAUCUCCACAGAAACAGACUCAACCCCAACAGAUUACUACAUGGCAAGUCCAAUCGCCAGUAUCAAAACCAGCACAGUCGGUACAAGUUAAACCAGGUCUCCAAGUUUUACAGCCAAAACCCAUUCAGCGUUUACAACCAAAAGAAGGAGUGCAAGCACAAGCUAGCAUACUGCAACAACAGCAACAGCCUAAGCAAAUAGCAAAAUCUCCAACAACACAAGUGCAAAUGACUUCUACACAACAGUUGUCGGCUAAAACUACGACUGCACAACCAGUAACAAAACAAAUUAUUGUACAACAGUCUCCGAAAACAGUUACAGUGCAACAGCAGCAAUCCACUAAACCAAUUACUGUACAACAACAACAGCAGCAGUCCCCUAAAACAGUUACUAUACAGCAGCAGCCUUCUAAACCAGUAACACUACAACAGCAGCAGCCUUCUAAACCAGUUACAGUACAACAACAGCAGCCUUCUAAAACAGUUACUAUACAGCAACAGCAGCCUUCUAAGCCAGUUACAGUACAGCAGCAGCUUUCUAAACCAGGUACAGUGCAACAAGCUACAAAGUCAAUUAUAAUACAACAACCAGCCAAAUUGGUCUCAGCACAACAGCAGCCAGUAAAAUCAGUUACAAUACAGCAGCAAGUACCAGUAAAAUCAACAGCUGUUCAACAACAGCAGCCUACUAAAACAAUUUCAGUGCAACAGCAAUCUGAAAAGCCAGCAGUGGUGCUACAGCAACCGGCCAAGUCUGUUACUCUUGUACAGCAACCUGCAAAAUCUGUGACUUUGGUACAGCAACCGCCUUUAAAAGUAACAUCCUUGCAACAACAGCAGCAAACCACAAAGUCUGUAACCGUGCAACAGCAAACUGUAAAGUCAACAACUUUGUCUCAGUCAGAGCCAGGUAAAACAACUGUAACACAACUGCCAGUUAAGGCUGUUGUCUCACCACAGACGCAAAAACCUAUUGUUGUGCAAGUGCAAAAGCCAGUUCAAACAACACAGGCAGCAGUGACCCAAGUUUCAUCACAACAAACAUUGAAGCCAUCGCAGCCUGCUGUCACUACUUUAGUUUCUAUUCCGUCACAGCAACAAUUACCAAAAACUGUAACUGAAACACUUGUUGGUCAGCAGCAAUCAGCAAAAUCAGUUAAUGUUCAGCAGUUAGUUAGUCAACAAGAACCUAUUAUUCAGAAGCAGGUGAUGUCAGCUGCAUCUACAUUACAACAACCACAGUCUAAAAUCUUAUCUGUCACUCAACCAGCCUCCACGCAACCUAGUACGGUACAACAGCAAACCUCAAGACUACAUGAAAGUGUGCCAAAAGGCCAAACUCCAGAAUCAAAAAUAUUCUCAGAUGUUAAAUCUAAAGAUCAACAGCAAUCCUCCACUGCACAAUCACAACAGCUUAAAAGUAUGAGAUCAUUGGUAGUGCAACCAGGGAAAGCUCCAGAAACUGUACAAAAGGAAAAAUCUUUAGGAACAGAAACAAAAAGGACAGAAGCAGUGUUGAACACUGUAAAGAAAGCAAUGGUAUCACAAGAAGUGGGGAAGAAACCAGAACAUGUGCAAGAUGUUCAGAAACAGACAGAAUCAUUACAGAAGGCUAGUAAGGAAUCAGGCACACCACCUGUGAGUGUUAGAAGAACAGAAAUACCACAGGAAGCUGGGAAGAAAGCAGAGCAUUUGCAAGAUACUGCAAAGAAAAUAGACCUUUCCAAAGAUGUUGCAAAGAAAGUGGAACUGUCAAAAGAGGCUGCAAAGAAGAUGGAAUCAUCAAAUGAGGCUGCGAGAAAAGUGGAGCCACCAAAAGAUGUUGGGAAGAAGGUGGAAUUGCCAAAAGAUGCAAAGAAAGUUGAACCACAAAAAGACGUUCCAAAGAAGGUUGAACCACCAAAAGAUGUUGCAAAGAAGGUAGAGCCACCAAAAGAUGUUCCAAAGAAAGUGGAACCACCAAAAGAUGUUGCAAAGAAGGUAGAACUUUCAAAAGAUGUUCCAAAGAGGGUUGAACCACCAAAAGAUGUUGGAAAGAAGGUAGAAAUGCCAAAAGAGGUUGCAAAGAAGGUGGAGCCUCCAAAAGUAGAAGUACUAAAAGAUACUGCGAAGAAGAUGGAAGUGUCAAGAGAUGCUGCCAACAAAGUAGAACCAUCAAAGGAUGCCACAAAGAAAGUGGAACCACCAAAAGAUGCUGCAAAGAAGGUGGAACCACCAAAAGAUGCUGCAAAGAAAGUAGAACCACCAAAAGAUGCAGCAAAGAAGGUAGAGCCACCAAAAGAUGCAGCAAAGAAGGUAGAGCCACCAAAAGAUGCAGCAAAGAAGGUAGAGCCACCAAAAGAUGCAGUAAAGAAGGUGGAACCUCCAAAAGAUGUUCCAAAGAAGGUAGAACCACCAAAAGAUGCUGCAAAGAAGGCAGAAUCACCAAAAGAUGCAGCAAAGAAGGUAGAGCCACCAAAAGAUGCUGCAAAAAAGACAGAACCACCGAAAGAUGCUGCAAAGAAGGUAGAGCCACCAAAAGAUGCUGCAAAGAAGGCAGAACCACCAAAAGAUGCCACAAAGAAAGUGGAACCACCAAAAGAUGUUACAAAGAAAGUGGAACCAUCAAAAGAUGCUGCAAAGAAAGUGGAACCUUCAAAGGAUGUUGGAAAAAGGGUAGAGCCACCAAAAGAUGCUGUAAAGAAAGUGGAAUCACCAAAAGAUGCUGCAAAGAAGGUAGAACCAUCGAAAGAGCUUGGAAAAAAGACAGAGUCGCCAAAAGAUGCUGCAAAAAGAGCUGAACCUAUUAAAGAUGCUGGGAAAAAGGUAGAAAGUGCGAAGGAUGCUGCAAAAAAGGCAGAGGUACAAAAAGAUAUUGGGAAGAGAGCAGAACCUGUGAAAAAGGUGGAGUCACCAAAAGAUGCUCAGAAAGUAAAAGAUGUUGGAAGAAAAGAAGUAUCAAAAGAUACUGGGAAAAAGACAGAAUUUGCCAAAGAUGUUGAGAAGACAGAAUCACCGAAGAAAGUGGAGGUGUCUCAGGAAACUGUAAAGAAGGCAGAAUCUUUGAAAGAAGCAGCUGGGAAGAAAGCAGAAACAACAAAGGAGACUAAUCAGCAAAGUUCUAUGACAAAAACUGUCGGGGAAUUAAAAUCUAUAUCUAUUAAUAAACCAAAAGAAGAUGCAGCUGUAGCUGGCCAGACGCAGACAGUGAAGGUACAAGUACCAAUGACCAGUAUUUUAAAACAAGUAGGGGAAACUAACAAGGAAGUGCAACAAGUUGAACCACCUCAAAAGAUGCAGAAGUUUGACUCUCCAAAAUACCAGUUAAAGUCCUCCACCACCAGUGCUGCAGGACAUCAUUUAGGAGUUGUCAGCAUUCCAGAAAUGACUGUUACUACACAAGCGAAUCAAGCAGUUGUUGGUACUCUAGAAAGUCAAGUGGAGGUUGUGAGUACUCCAAGUAACCAAGUAGAGAUUGUCAGUACUCCAAGUAACCAAGUAGAGAUUGUCAGUACUCCAAGUAACCAGGUAGAGAUUGUUAGUACUCCGAGUAAUCAAAUAGAAGUUGUGAGCACCCCGGAAAAUAAAGUAGAAGUUGUUGGUGCGUCAGGGAACCAAUUACAAGUUUUUGGAACUCAAAUGAGUCAACUGGAAGUUGUUGGAGCUUCUGGAAAUCAGUUGACAGUUGUCAGUACUUCAGGGAAUCAACUGGCACUUGUUAGUACCCCUAGCAACCAACUAGAAACAUUUAGUAUUUCAGAACAGCAGCUUCAGGUUGUUGCUGGUGGGGAGACUCUAUUGCAAACAGUUAACAGUGGAGAGCAGCCACUAGAAGCAUUGGAUGGCCAGACACAACAGCAACAACUAGAGGCAGUAGUUUUACAAGAUCAGGGAACACUUAGUAUACAACAAUUAGCAGCCAGUCAACAAGCUGUAACUGAACAGCAAGACGAUGUACAGAUUAUUGAGUGUGCAACUCCAGAUUUGACUGGGAACAAAGGACAAACAGAAGCAGCAACUCCAAGACGUAGAGGUAGGCCACCUAAGUCUACUACUCCAGCAGCAUCUCAGGCCACUAAAAGCACAGAUAGUGAGUUUGAAACUCCAAAAUCCAGUAACCGAUCUUUACGUGUUCGGAGCAAAGAAACCAGUGGUGAUGAAUCAGAGCCUAGUGCUACAAAAGAAACCAAACAAACAAAGAGAAAGUCUUCCAAAGAAACUGAUUUAUCCGAAGACGCUGAACAAAGUGUUGAUAGUGCAGGGGAAUCUAAGAAUGAAUCUACUUUAAAACGAAAGCGAGGUAGGCCUCGGAAAGAUGAUCCUCCUAAGAAAGCAGAAAAAGCAACCACUGAAAAACACGACACGCCUUCUUCAAGUCAAAAGAGAGGUCGUCCAAGAAAAGAUUCAUUAGAAAAGAAUUAUGAUGUUGAUUCUCCAGAAGGACGAGCUAAACGUCAGAAGAUUAGCAAUGAAGAAGAGGAGGAGGACGAAGAAGAAGGUAGGCGCCGUUCUGGCAGAAUAAAGAAAGGUCAGGAAGAAAAGUCACAGAAAAAGUCCUCUCCUGAAACAUCUACUAAGAAAAAGGAAAAAUUAUCUUCAAAGGGCAAGGACGCAGCAAAAGAAUCACCGAAUGUGUCAAAGAAAGCUGAAGAUACUCUGCCACGUCGUGGUAGACCAAAAAGUAAGGAAACACCAAAAUCUGCAAAGAAAGAUGCUGAGAGUAUUGAAGUAGCUGAGAAAUCUUCAGGUCGCCGAUCAAAGGCAGCGAGUGAGAAAGAUGGUGAGCCAGUUGCUAGCACUUCUGGAAUUAAGUAUGUCAGGAAGCGUAAGGCUGAAUUUGAUGACGAUGAGGUGCCUUCAGAAGAAAGUGAUGAAGCUGUUAGUGAAUUAUCAAGAAUUGAUCUUCCAUCUAAAGUUUCUAUGGCUUCGCCAAAAAAGAAAGCAAGGUAUUUUGAAGAUACUGCUGUAGGUACAAGUACAAUUUAUGAUGAUAGUGAAGAUGAUGAUGUUGACGAAGAUGAAGAGGAGGAAGAGGAGAUUGAAGAAGUUGAGGAAGACGACGAGGAUGAUGACGAAAGUGAUGAAUAUAUAGGAACUGUUAUCACUUCUCCUAGAAGUAAAACCAUGUCGUAUUCUCAUAUUAAAAGUAGUAAUGAAUCCAUGCGAGACAUGAAACAGGAGCCUCUUGAAAUGGAAGUAGAGGACAUGGAAGGGUAUAUUGAAGAUAAAAAUGACAAUACUAUUGAAGACAGAGAUGAUAGAGAGGAAAUUUAUGAGCUUGAAGAAGAAUCUUUGUCAAGAAUUAUCUGUGGAGAUGAUGGAGCAGUUCUCACUCCUAUUAGAGUUCACAGGCGGAGACUUGAUGACAAACAAGAUGAUAUUUAUAACAUUGAUCAAAUUGAUGAGGAUGAGUUUUUGGCUGCAAAAAAUGCUGCUAUGCAAGACAAAUCUCCAAGGACACCACAGACACCUCAGUUUGUUGAGGUUGAAACUGUUUUUGAAUCUCCUGGUAGACGAUCUGUACAAACACAGACAGAUCCACGACUGAGAAAAAAGAAAUUUGGACCACUUGGGCAAGAAGGUGAAAUUGAUGAAAUAGAUGCAGAUGAUGGAGAUCUUUAUAGAAGACGUCGCCGAAAGAAGGAAGAGUCAGAUUUCAGUUUAUUUGAAGAUGAACCGAAGCGCAAGAGUGUUAAAAGAAACACUGAAGAAGCUCUGAAAUGUCCAUUUUGCGAUAAGGCCUUCAUUGGUCUGGUAAAGCAUAUUAAGAGUAAACAUCGCCAUGAAGCAGAUUAUGAUGAAGAAAUGCGUAAUGCAAAAUGGAGAGAGCGUAUCAUGAAAGUUUCAACACAAGGUGGGGACGAAGCUGGUGAGACCUGUUCUGAAUGUGGUAAGGUCACGAAAAAUAUGAAGCGCCAUCAAGAACUUCACCAGCAAAACAGAAUGCAAAGCGCUUGUCCAAUUUGUGGAAAGGUAGUCUUAAGAACAGGAAUCAGCUCUCACAUGCGCACUGUUCAUUCUGGAAGAAAGCCUUAUAAAUGUCCUCAUUGUGAUUAUUCAUCAGCAUUCCGUGGAAAUCUUAACACUCAUAUUAAAGGUAUGCAUUUGCACACUCGUCAAUAUCUCUGUGACGUAUGCAAAGCUGCAUUCAAAACUUUAGGUGCUCUUAUUGGGCAUACGAAACGAGUACAUGAAGGUUGGAAAUCUCCUAAUCAAAAAAUUUUCAUUUGCUCUGUCUGUGAGAAAAGGUUUACAAAGAAGUACCAUGUUGACCGGCACAUGCUUAUACAUACAGGAGAAAAACCACACAAGUGCACUGAUUGUGGCCGCUGCUUCAAUAAUAAGUCGAACCUUAUGUCUCAUAUUCAAUUAGUGCAUAAGAAAUUAUCACCUUAUCAAUGUGAUAUGUGCCAGGAGACUUUUAAACGUAAGAAAUUAUUGCUUGAACAUAUUGGAAAAGUUCACGUAGCUGCUGGAGAAAUGGCUCCACUGAUUAAAGACGAAGAUGAUGAUGAUGAUGAGGAUGAAAUGUUAGAUGAUGGUAUGGAUGAUGAGGAGAUUGAUGACAUGAGAAAAGUAACCGAAUUAGUACAAUCUCAAGCAGUAUAUGCUACAGUAACUGAUGGUUCAGUUGCUGAAGGAACUUAUACUGCUGUUGUCACUGAUGCAGCACACGAACUUAACAAUCAGACAAUAACUACAUUACAAACAGAGGGUGGACAAGAGACCAUUAUUAUUGUGCAUACAGCUAACCCAGAAGAAGUUGCUCAUGCUAUCGUUGAACAGGGAGAUGGAACAGUGCAAUACGAAACAUCUGGUCAAACUAUCACUGGAACAACUGCAGCUGAAUUAUUUUCUCAAAUGCAGUCUUAAAAGGAGAGAGACCUUUCUUCCUUUUCGCUAAUGGUGUAACAGCUUCAAAAUAUCCAUUAUCAGAGCACAAGAUUUUGUUUCAAUUCCAUAGCUGGUUAGUUUUGAAAUGAUAAUGAAUAUUCUUUGAAAGACUUUGUGUUUUAUAUAUAUAUAUAUAUAAAUAUAUAUAUAUAUAUGUGUCUGUGUGUGUGUAUAUAUAUGUGUAUGUGUGUGUGUAUGCAUAAAUGAAUGUGUAUGUGUGUAUAAAUAUAUAUAUAAACACAUACAUAAUGUAUAUAUACACACAUACACAUUGUACAUCAGAAGAAGCACUUGGAAGUGUACGUUUUUGAUAUUGUACCAUUUAUAAAUUGGUUGAAUAGUUUUAAACCACCUCAGACGAACAAUGGCUUAUCAGUCCUGGUUUACAAUUUAGGUGGCAACAUUGUUACUUAUGUUCUUUAAGCUUUUAAAAUGUUUAUAUUUCUAUUAAUAUUUUUAUCUAGGCUAUGAAUUCAAAAGGUAACUUAGAAAGCGUUUGAAAUUCCGAAGAUUAAUUCAUUGUACCUCUUUUCUGGGGUGGGUGUGUAUGUGUGUCAAAUUGAAUACGCAUCCAAAAGAGCUACUAUUAUGUGUGUGUGUGUGUAUUAUAUGCUAUGAUGAUUGUUUAUGAUUUGAAUGACAUUGUCAGGUAGGUAUGAGGCCAGAUCUAGCCAGUGUGAAUGUGUGUACGUACACACACACAUAUAUAUAUAUAUACACACACACACACACACACAUAUAUAUACAUAUGCACAUGUAUAAAUAUAUAUAUAUAUAUUUGUUUCAGCCAGGUGGCUGGAGCAACACUGUGUGGGAAUAUAUAUAUCUAUGUGAGUAUAUGUAUGUCUGAGUAUAAAAGAAAUGACUUUUGGAAAGAAAUUUCGGCAAGAACUUAUUUUAGUUUGAUUGAUUGAUAUCUUCGAUUUAUUAACUUUGUCUAGUUAUAUUUGUUUUCAGAAAUUUUAAAAUAUUUUCAAUAUUUGAUUUCUAUUACAAGCCACCCAUUAAACAAAUUUUUUUACUGGUAAAAAUGGAAGUUCCUUUUGUCAUUUUGUCACUCUAUGCUUGUUGCUUCCAUUAUACUUUCACAUUAUGAAAUGUUCCUUAUUUUUUU